AUGAGAGACGUUAACGGUCCAAACAAGGUUGCUUUGAUCUUGGGAGCAAACGGCAUAACAGGCUCCUACCUCAUCGAGCAUCUGCUCGCUCAGCCCACCUCUUCCUGGAAGCAGAUCAUUGGCGUCUCGCGCAGAUUUCCAAACAAGACUUGGCUCUCGGAGGACUUGAAGUUCAUUCCAAGUCAAAUCUCUGAUGUCGAACAAGGCCGUGGACGCUUGACGUGGAUUUCGACCGAUCUUAACGAGGAAAGCUUGGACAGUAUCGUUGCUAAAUACCGAAAGGGUGGUGUCGAGAACGUUACCCAUGUGUUUUACUGUGCAUACGUGCUGAUUGAAGGAUGGCAAGGCGCUGAAGAACGAAAGGCAAACGCCAAGAUAUGCCAUCAAGGAGUGCAAGCUGCUGAUAUCGUGUCAACAAGAUUGGCUCGAGUCUUGCUCCAGACAGGUGGCAAAUUCUAUGGUGUACAUCGAGUCAAACGAGACCAGCCUCUUAUGGAAUCAGACGAACCUCAUCCAGCUGCUGACUUUUAUCUCGAUCAAAUUGAUUCAGUCAAGAGCUUGUCGCAGGGUAAACAAUGGGAUUGGGCAAUGACAAUUCCAGGCGGAAUCAUGGGCUUCACACGCCAAAGUCAAAUGAAUCUUGCUACCACGAUAAUGCUGUACUGUGCUCUUAAAGCACAUACUGGAGAGCCGUUGAUUUGGCCCGGAAAUGGGCGAGGGUUUGGUGCUCCGCGUGAUGAAACAGAUGUGGUGUAUCUGGCAGCAUUCAAUGUUUGGGCUGCAACAACUCCCAAGUGUGGUGGUGAAUACUUCAACGCUCUAAACUCUGACCCAUUCUCGUACGAACGUCUCUGGCCCUUAUUCGCCGCAUACUUUGGAGCCAAACUGCCUACUGAAAAGCAAACGUACCCUGCCGAACCUGCGCAUGUAAUGGAUUUGGAAGCUUAUUAUGGCAAAUCUGGUCUGGCAAAAAGUAUCUGGAAGGAUAUUGUUGCAAAGAAUCCGGAUGUGGAUCCGACAUCGAUAGAUUCAGCCACGUUCUGGUUUAUGGAUGUUUCGUUGCAUGGGAUGAGGAUACCUCUUACCUUCAACAACAACAAAGCCCGCAAGUUUGGCUGGACGGGCUACGCAGAUACCACCGAGAUGUUUCUACGUACAUUUGAACGUGCACGAAAAGCUGGAGCAAUUCAGAACGUUCCUGGGUUGAGAGCAAUCAAGAACGUGCAGGCUCCAAUUCGAGCUGUCAUGUAA
Molecule: messenger RNA, 1251 nt
Organism: Synchytrium microbalum
Lineage: Eukaryota; Fungi; Chytridiomycota; Chytridiomycetes; Synchytriales; Synchytriaceae
Exons: 10
Coding region: 1-1251 (416 amino acids)
Source: RefSeq, a predicted model, not a curated record